AUGGUUGAAAACUGCUCAGAUCUUGAAGGGUUCCUGCUUUUCCACUCAUUAGGAGGCGGAACUGGUUCUGGAUUAGGAUCAUUGAUACUUGAAAAUCUUGUUAUGGAAUACGGAGAACAGACAAGAAUAAAUUUUUCUAUUUAUCCAGGUUCUAAAAACGCUGUUUCUGUUGUUGAGCCUUAUAACACUAUUCUCUCAAUGAGAUCUUUGAUUGGGUCAUCAGAUGCUGUCGUUGUUCUUGAUAACGAAGCCGUUUACGAAAUCUGCCAAAAUCACCUAAACAUUAGGAGGCCAACCUUUACAAAUUUAAAUAGACUUAUUUCGCAAGUAAUUUCUUCGAUGACGGCAUCAAUGCGAUUUAAUGGAGAUUUAAAUGCAAGUCUAAACGAAUUUAAGACCAAUCUGGUGCCAACUCAAAAUCUUCAUUUUAUGUUUCCAUCAUAUGCACCAAUAAUUCCAAAAGAAAAUAAUGAAAAUAGUUCAGAUAUAACUAAUGAAGUAUUCGGCCAAGCUAAUUCAAUAGCAAAGUGUGACCCAAGGCAGGGAAGGUGCUUAGCCGGCACUUUAAUGUACCGAGGAGAUAUUGUGCAGGAAGAAGUGAUAUCUUCUUUUGCAGAUCUGAGAGCGACGCAUACCUUUAGAAUUAAUGACUGAUGCCCAGAUGAAGUGAAAUGGGGAAUUAAUGCUCAGAAAGCUUUAGCAUUUUCUAAUGAUGAUAUCUGAAGGGUGGCAAAAUCGGCUUGCAUGAUCAGUAAUAGCACGGCAAUUGCUGGGGUCUUUGCAAGAUUAAACUGUAAGUUUGAGCUACUCUAUGCUAAGAGGGCUUAUAUUCACUGGUUCGUUGUGGAAGGAAUGGAGUCGGACGAGUUUGCUGAAGCUUGUGAAUCUAUGGCACAAAUCGAGCAAGAAUAUAUUAAUGCUGGGGUUGAGGCAUAA
This is a messenger RNA of Blepharisma stoltei, 936 nucleotides long. NCBI's taxonomy places the organism in Eukaryota, Ciliophora, Heterotrichea, Heterotrichida, Blepharismidae. The record is from the annotation of a GenBank genome assembly.